This is a messenger RNA of Capsicum annuum, 767 nucleotides long. RefSeq names its product stress-response A/B barrel domain-containing protein At5g22580. The record is from RefSeq and is a predicted model, not a curated record. Lineage: Eukaryota; Viridiplantae; Streptophyta; Magnoliopsida; Solanales; Solanaceae. Bases 259 to 576 code for a protein of 105 amino acids. The transcript is spliced from 2 exons.
AUUUUAUUCGAUUUUAAUAAUUUAAAAAAUAAUUAUAUUAAAUUCUUACUAUGGCAAUAAUGAUGUACUUAGUUUAAUUACACAUGUAGCGUCUAGAGAAGUACCAACCUUUCUACGUUCCAAAGGUGGAGAGACUGUUUCGAAUAGAAACUCCCACACAAAUACUUCACUACUUAACUACAUGUAUAUGUGUGCAUAUAUAGGUAUGUUUUGGUAAACCAUUUUGCUCCAUUGGUUUAUAAAUAUUUAGUAGUAACCAUGGCUAAUAAUGAAUUCAAGCAUUUGGUUUUGGUUAAGUUUAAAGAAGAUGUUGUAGUGGAAGACAUUCUAAAAGAGUUGGAAAAACUUGCUCAUGGAACUGAUCUUAUCAAGUCUUUUGUUUGGGGAAAAGAUACUGAAAGCCAUGAAAUGCUUACACAAGGUUACACUCAUGCUAUUAUAAUGACAUACAAUAGCAAAGAAGACUAUGAAGCUUGUAUUAGUCACCCGAAAGAUGUCGAUUUCGCCGCUCUUUUUGUCACUGUAAUUGAAAAAGCUGUGGUGCUGAACUUCCCAGCUGUUUCUGUCAAAGGUUGAUAACAUAUUGAUCAAUGGCACAACAACAAAAACUAGUGUUAUGUGUGUGCCUGUGUUGUUGCAAUAUGGAGUUUUUGGGCUAUUUGAGGUUUUUUUAACUGUUUUGAAUGUGAACAUUGUUGUCUUUUAAGACAUGUAUUGUAUCACUAUGAGGUAUGUUUGCAAUAAAUUGAGUGAACAUUUCAGUAGAA